CCCCUAACUGCCACCAGCCGCCCCCACCGCCAUCAUGAGCGGCGGGGCCCGCGGCGGGCCGCCUUCCCCCACCAGCUCGGAGGGCGAGGAGCCGCGCAGCUCCUCCUCGUGCUCCCGGUUCUCCCCCGCUUCCCGGCCCGGCUCCCGCAGCUGCGAGGAGGAGGAGGAGGAGGAGGAGCAGGGGGAAGCGGCCUUCCAGAGCCGCCAAGGCGAUAGAAGGGUUGAGGACUGUGAGAUAAUAGGAGGAAGAAGUCAUUCCCCUUUGAAAGAUAACCUUUCACCAUGGGAAGAGUGGUUCAUCUGCAAAGAGAGAGAACUACGCAUCCGUUURCAAGCUAGAGCUCUGGAGAAAAUUAAUCUACAACUUGAGAAAACAAAAGAAAAGCAAGAUUCUGAAAAGAGGAGAAAAUUAGCUGAAGAGAAGCACAAGGAAUGGGUGCAAAGGAAAAAAGAAGAGGAAAGAAGGGAAAGGGAACGAAAGCUGAGCAAAGAAAUGGCAGAAAAGGCCACCAAGGAACUAGAAAAAAUGCAGUUACAAGAAAAGGCCAAAGAAAAGUAUAAAGAAUGGUUAAAGAAGAAAAGAGCUGAAGAGUCAGAAAAGAAGAAGAAAGAGAAGGAGAAGGAAAAAGAAAGGGAAGCUGAGCUACGGGAGAAGAGAGAGAGAUCAGAGAAGAUCUUUAAGGAAUGGCUGCAUAACGCUAGAAAUAAAGCCCGACCUGUUUUAAAUGGUUAUGGCUACCCACAUGGGAAGUCUACAGGAUGYUAUGAUGGAAUUUCAUAUCCAACUCCAGCAUAUUGUAACCCCAUUCCUUGGAAACCAAUACACAUACCUCCUCCAAAAGAAGACAGUAGUGUUAGCGUGAAGAGCAGCAAGAGAUGUGUACGCCCCCAGUCACAUAGAUCUUCACCUCUGGUAAUCUGUAAGCCCCAAACCACCCGUUGCGUAGCUUCCUCGCACAGGAAGCARUUGUAGUACAAAAGUCAAAAUCAGUCUGAAAAGCUCAAGUGACCAGGGCCGUAAAUAUGAAAUUAUACGUCCAAAACAGUUUUAACAAACAAAGCAAAGCACAGCUUUUGUGAACAGGCUUUGUACUGAAUGUUAAAUAACCAGUCACCUUAUUUUCCAAGGGUCUUUCGCAUGCUGAGCUUUACUGAAAAGUCAUAUGUGGCCAAUUGAAACGGGACUGUACUUUGAURCCAAUAAAACAUACAUCAUUGU
This is a messenger RNA of Nothoprocta perdicaria, 1219 nucleotides long. RefSeq names its product coiled-coil domain containing 34 (gene CCDC34). The coding region runs from base 35 to 973 and encodes 312 amino acids. The record is from RefSeq and is a predicted model, not a curated record. Lineage: Eukaryota; Metazoa; Chordata; Aves; Tinamiformes; Tinamidae. The transcript has 6 exons.